CGCGCACGCGCCCGCACAUCUGAAAAGUGAGCGCCCCCGCCCGGCGAGCGUUCGCUUGUGGUCCCGCCACGUUUGCGAGCAACAUGUCGAGCGUCAGCUGGAAGCCUUUCGUCUUCGGCGGCCUCGCUUCCGUGACGGCGGAAUGCGGUGAGUGACGUGACGUGACGCGACGCGUGGCUCACCGGUUGGCCCGAGCGGAAGCCGCGACGUGCUGCGUUUGUGUGUUGCAGGCACGUUCCCCAUCGAUCUCGCCAAGACGCGUCUUCAGGUUCAGGGCCAAGUGGGCGACAGCAAGUACCGCGAGAUCCGCUACCGAGGCAUGUUGCACGCCAUCGUCAGGAUAGCGCGCGAGGAGGGCGUCCGGGCGCUGUAUUCGGGGAUCGCUCCCGCCACGCUGCGCCAGGCGUCCUACGGCACCAUCAAGAUCGGCACGUACCAGAGCCUCAAGAGACUGCUGGCGGAAAGGCCCCAAGAUGAGACCCUGGCGACCAACGUGCUGUGCGGCGUUCUGGCCGGAGUCGUCUCGUCCUCCAUCGCCAACCCCACGGAUGUGCUGAAGAUCCGCAUGCAGGCCCAGGGACGGGUGAUCCGAGGAAGCAUGAUGGGCAACUUCAUCAGCAUCUACCAGCAGGAAGGGACCAGGGGGCUUUGGAAGGUCCAGCUUCGUGUGCGGCCUGGCGGGGGCGCUGGCCUCCAACCCGGUGGACGUGGUCCGGACGCGGAUGAUGAAUCAGAGAGGAGCGGCUUUGUACCAGGGAACGCUCGACUGCGUGCUGCGGACGUGGCGCUCGGAGGGUCUGGUGGCCCUCUACAAGGGCUUCUUCCCCAACUGGCUCCGCCUGGGCCCGUGGAACAUCAUCUUCUUCCUCACGUACGAGCAGCUCAAGAAGAUCAACGUCUGAGCGAGCGAGCGGAAGAGACGAAGACCGCUUCGGAGGCGACCGUCUCCCCUGUCGGCGGGAACCCCAGUUUGCCGUGGGAAAGAGGUGCACGUGUGUGUGUGUGUGUGUGUGUGUGCGCGCGCGUUUGCGUGGGUUUCCUCAGGCCUGCCGCCGCAAAGACGGCCGGGGACUUUUGCACGUACUUGAAUGUGAUAUUUGAGCUCAUCCAAAGGCUUGGUUUCGUUGCGGUUCGCGUACGGCCAGGUUGCUUUUGGCACGAGGCGCUUCGGGAGGCCUCCGCGCGUCGCGUCACGUCGAGUGCCUUCAAGUUGCCAGAUGGAGAAUGUCGCACGAGUCGCAGGGCGGCUGACAAUCACCGCAGUCGUUCCGUCUCAAGGAGGGAGUGAGGAGCUCGCAGUUUGUCGCCGCGCUUUACAAAGGAUUUUUUUUUUUUUUUCUUGACUCUAAAUCGAGAAUCCAAACCAAGGAGACGCCGGUUUAUGUUGUCAGAAGUUAACUUAAAAGUCACUCCGAGUUCACCCAAAUGUGAAAGAUUUGAUGAUCGGGCAGCUCGCCGACCUUGCGUAGUUUCAUGUUCGUAUCUUCGAUUCAUAACCGUCUUUGGUUUACUGCUUAUUUGCACUACUGCCGCUGCAUGCGACGCCUGUUACAGUCGAGUCAACGUUUUUGCGCACGGUGCUUCCGUUGAGGAAAUGUUUUAUACUUCCUGGCUUUUCUGUCUGAAUGGCCAAAUUACGGGCAAACGUCAUUGUGUACCUUUUUUAAUGUCGCUGUCAAUGUGAAAUAAAAACCAAACUCAUCAAACAA
Phyllopteryx taeniolatus (common seadragon) is the source of this 1709-nucleotide messenger RNA. RefSeq names its product kidney mitochondrial carrier protein 1-like. Gene Ontology annotation, biological process: mitochondrial transport. The record is from RefSeq and is a predicted model, not a curated record. The transcript is spliced from 7 exons. Gene Ontology annotation, cellular component: mitochondrial membrane. Lineage: Eukaryota; Metazoa; Chordata; Actinopteri; Syngnathiformes; Syngnathidae. The coding region runs from base 320 to 1288 and encodes 322 amino acids.